Phymastichus coffea is the source of this 1020-nucleotide messenger RNA. Its product is annotated as farnesol dehydrogenase-like. The record is from RefSeq and is a predicted model, not a curated record. Lineage: Eukaryota; Metazoa; Arthropoda; Insecta; Hymenoptera; Eulophidae. The coding region runs from base 79 to 861 and encodes 260 amino acids. The transcript has 5 exons. Gene Ontology annotation, molecular function: oxidoreductase activity.
GUGAAUGACGAGUUGGUCUCGCAGUCGAGCACUGACAAUCAGCGCGCUGACACGCGCAUCAGGAGCGUCGAGGAGCCGAUGGAACGCUGGCAGGGCAAGGUGGCCGUGGUGACGGGUGCGGCGAGUGGAAUCGGCGCGGCGAUAAGUCAGCGCCUGCUCGAUGAAAAUGUGCAAGUGGUCGGCUUGGACAUUCAAAUCGAUCGGCUGCUAGAAAAGGCCAAGAAGCGGCUGGAGUUAAUGGAGAACGGCAAGUGCGGCAACUUGUUCUAUGCGCUGAAAUGCGACGUUGCCGACGAGAGCGACGUCGCCGCGGCGUUCGAGUGGAUCGUGGAGAAACUUGGCACUGUCCAUGUUUUAGUGAACGACGUCGGAGUUAUCAGCUACACUCCAAUUAUCGAGAGCGACAGAGCAUCGCUUGAACGACUGUUAAAUAUUAAUGUGCUCGCUAUGGCAAGCUGCACAGCUGAGGCCGUCAAAUUGAUGCGUAAAAACGGCGGCGAAGGUCACAUAUUCAACAUCAAUAGUGUACUGGGUCACGAGAUACCCGAAACACCGCUGUCGGACAAGAAAGGUGCCAAUGGCUAUAGCCUGUAUCCCGCUUGCAAGCAUGCGACUGUAGCGAUGACGCACAGCAUCAGACGUGAGAUCAAGCUGACUGGGGCACCUAUUAGGAUUACCAGCAUUAGUCCAGGCCUCGUAAAAACUGAGAUAUCGAAACACUGCGAGGCGUUGAAGGAUUUAUUUGAUAAAAUACCGGCCCUUGAUCCAACUGACAUUGCCGAUGCGCUUAUCUAUGCUUUGGGCACGCGACCAGAAGUUCAGAUCACAGAAAUCACGGUGAGGAGGACUGGAGAACCAUAGGAGCUAUCGGUGAUCUCCGGACGCAAUGGAAAAUCUUCCAAUAAAAAAACUCAAUGUUUAUAUAUCUAUCUGUUAAUUAGUACGAAAUAUUCAUUAAUUGUUUUCCCAUUUUUUGUAAAUAUUUUCAUUUCGAUUAUUAAAAAAUUGCAACUACUCGGA